AGUCACACAGGUGCCUGGUAGGUGACUGGAGGUGUUUGCUGAUGUGGCCCCAACCCUGCCUUCCUCCCCACCCCACGAUGUUAGAAGAAACUCGACAGAGUAAAUUGGCAGCAGCCAAAAAAAAGCUAAAAGAAUAUCAGCAGAGGAACAGCCCUGGUGUUCCAGCAGGAGUGAAGAUGAAAAAGAAAAACACUGGCAGUAUCCCUGAGACAGCCACUUCUGGUGGUUGCCACUCACCUGGGGAUAGUCGGUACCAAGAACUGGAAUUAGCCCUGGACUCAAGCUCCGCAAUAAUCAAUCAACUCAAUGAAAACAUAGAAUCAUUGAUACCCCUGCUCCAGUCCUUGCCACACUCGCCCUGGGGUUGUCGUCUCUCAGGGAAGUACUAGCCUGACUGGUUGUCAGGGAACCUGCGUUUCUACCCUGACUCGGUCCCUAAUUUGCUCUUUGAGUUUGGACAAGCCACCUGUCCUCCUUGGGCUCGUGUUUCCGGAGAAGGUAGAGCAUCAAAGGUCUCUAUUAGCUCUGAGAAUCUGAGAUUUAAAGGCCUCCAGAAUGGAAACCUCAGGGUCAAUGGCUCCUGUCUGUCCUUUUCCAUCCUAUAUCUGCUGUGAAGAAGCAUACCUGGCUCAUACAUGCUCAGUAAAUGUUUGUUGAAUGAAGGCGCCUUUCUAAAUCACAAACUGGCAGAAGAGUGGGCAUUUCUCAGACUCCAUCUCUAGAGGUUUAUGUUACUGUCCUUUCAAGAGAAUCCAGAUUCAGACUUUGAGUUCUGUGGCUGUGGGUGAAAACCAACAAAGACCCACAUCCUCUGUCCUUGGGAGCUUGAGGAGAGUUGACCAGUUCGUGUUGCCACUGGGUCUGAGAAUGUUGCCUUUAAAAUCCAUUGCUGGCCCCUGCCUACCGCUUCCUGGUCUGGGAAAUAGAGUUGAGGGGGCCACUCUUAGUCACCUGAAUUUGACUCUCCCCACAGAAACAACAGAAGAAACAAGUGGAACAUCAGCUGGAAGAAGAAAAGAAAACCAACAGUGAAAUACACAAAGCACAGAUGGAGCAGUUAGAGGCAAUCAACAUCCUCACAUUGGAAAAGACAGACUUGAAGACCACCCUUUACCAUACUAAACGUGCUGCCCGACACUUCGAAGAAGAGUCCAAGGAUCUGGCUGGCCGCCUGCAAUACUCCUUACAGCGUAUUCAAGAAUUGGAGCGGGCUCUCUGUGCUGUGUCUACACAGCAGCAGGAAGAGGACAGGUCCUCAAGCUGCAGUGAAGCGGUCCUCCAGUGGCGGUUACAGCAGACCAUAAAGGAGCGGGCACUGCUGAACGCACACGUGACACAGGUGACAGAGUCACUUAAACAAGUCCAGCUAGAGAGAGAUGAAUAUGCUCAACAUAUAAAAGGAGAGAGGGCCCGGUGGCAGGAGAGGAUGUGGAAAAUGUUGGUGGAGGCUCGCACAUUGAAGAAGGAGAAGAAGCGUGACAUACAUCGGAUACAGGAGCUGAAGAGGAGCUUGUCCGAACUGAAAAACCAGAUGGCUGAGCCCCCAUCCCCAGCACUCCCAGCAGUGACCUCUGUGGUGGAACAGCUACAAGAUGAGGCCAAACACCUGAGGCAGGAGGUGGAGAGUUUGGAGGGAAAGCUCCAAUCCCAGGUGGAAAACAACCAGGCCUUGAGUCUUCUGAGCAAGGAACAAAAGCAGAGGCUCCAGGAGCAGGACGAGAGGCUCCGAGAGCAGGAGGAGUGGAGGGUGCAGGAGCAGGAGAGACUGUGUGAGCAAAACGAGAGGCUUCGGGAGCAGCAGAAGACGCUACGGGAGCAGGGUGAGAGGCUGCGAAAGCAGGAGCAGAGGCUAUGCAAGCAGGAGGAGAGGCUGCAAAAGCAGGAAAAGAGGCUGUGGGACCAGGAGGAGAACCUGUGGGAGAAGGAGGAGAGGCUACAAAAGCAGGAGGAGAGGCUCAUGCUCUCCCAGAACCACAAGCUCGACAAGCAGCUGGCCGAGCCACAGUGCGGCUUCGAGGAUCUGAAUAACGAGAAAAAGAGCGCACUGCAGUUGGAGCAGCAAGUAAAGGAGCUGCAGGAGAGGCUGGGCGAGAAGGAGACAGUAACCUCUGCCCCAUCCAAGAAGGGCUGGGAGGAACCAGCUGCCAGCCACCAGAACCAACAGCUAGAGACCCAGCUAAGCCUCGUGGCUCUCCCUGGAGAAGGAGAUGGAGAACAUCUGGACAGUGAGGAGGAGGAGGCGCCUCGGUCCACGCCUCCCAAACAUCCCAGAGGACCUGGAGAGCCGGGAGGCCACGGAGAGUACAUCACUGAAUAUGACAGCCAGGGGGCAGUGCCAAACACGCGGCACCAGGAGAAGGAAGACGUCAUCAGGCUGGCCCAGAAGGAGGAGGAGAUGAAGGUGAAGCUGCUGGAGCUGCAGGAGCUGGUGUUGCCCCUUGUGGGCGACCACGAGGCGCAUGGCAAAUUCCUCACCGCUGCCCAGAACCCUACCGAUGAGCCCGCUCCAGGGGCCCCAGCCCCCCAGGAACUUGGGGCUGCCGAUGAGCAGGGUGAUUUUUAUGAAGUGAGCCUGGACGACAGCGAGGAGCCUGCACCAGGAGCGGCCAGGGAGGGCUCUCCCCAUGACAACCCCACUGCACAGCAGAUGGUGCAGCUGCCUCCUGUAAUGCAGGACACCCAGGAGCACCCAGGCUUGCCCAGCAACCCCUGCGUGCCAUUCUUUUACCAGGCAGCCGAGAACAGGGAGAUAAACAUCAUCAUCUAAGAGCUGGUCAAGAAAUUAAAAAAAAAACAACAAAAAGUUAUGGGGUUCAUCUCCUACACAAUUCAUUUACUUCAUUUGAAUGCUAGAGCCACUCAUGUUUAUUUGUGUUUCUAAUUUACAGUUUAAAUUUAUUUGUAAAAAGUUAAGGGAGAGUGGGUCUUUCUCUGAUGUUCACUCUGGCAUCCUUUAGCAUUUUUGUUUUUAAUUUGAUAAUUGUAGGUCAUUAGCACGCAUAUCGAGUUUGCCCUUAUGUGGUGGGAGUUCAAACACACAAAGACCUACUAUUUCCACAAAACUAUUCUGGCUGGUUUGGAACAGGCUGCCAUGCUUUUUAAAUGUUAUUGCAGCACGUAUAUUCAUUACAGAAUUCAGAUAAAAUGUGCUUAUGUUCUGCUAUUACAUUUGAUCAAAUCCUAACCACAGUGAGCUCUUCAUUAGCUCAAUAUGUGGUUUGCCCUCAAGUGAGCACCGUUUAUUACUUUGUAAUAUGCCACUGUGAGUACUGACAUUUAGAGUUGUUUAAAGGCCGAGAACUGGAAAGAGCCUUUCCCCUAUUUUCUGUGUAUUGGGGAUGGGAGUCAUAACAUUUUGGGGAGCUUUUAAAAUCUCACAGAAGAGGAAAGUGGCCUGCUCUGGCAGGUGUGUGCAGGAUACAGUGUGUUUCAUUUGUUCUGGUGCCAAGAAUGAGCUCUGUACUGUGGUGGCUUCCUUAGGAUUUGUGUGUGCUCUGGGCUCAUGAAGAUAUUGCAUCAUGAGCUGCAGCAGUUGUACCCUUUCUCCAUGACCUAAAAAGGGAUUAUUUCUGAGGAAUGAAAGGCUCCCAUCAUUGAUUGUGGAUGUGGAAAACCUUUUCUAGCUUAGAGCAUUUAUAUCUACAAUACAUUUUAAAGUCAGAGUUCAUGUUACCUGUUUUAAUCACAUGAGUAUAUGUCCCAGUACACCAAAAGGCACUGCUUGGCAUUCUUCUUAAUGUAUUUAGUAAAGAUCAUAAGAAAUCCUUUAAGAGUUUAAAUGUCCCUGGAACAGGCAUACGGGCUCUAGUCAAGAAUGAAUUCGAGUGAAGGAAAGCUGUGUGACAUUUGGCCUUCCUCUAUGUUCAUGGAGCUUCUUUGAGGCUAGAUUUUUACCAUCUAGACCUCUCUGGCUAAUACCUAUUCUUCAACCACAUUGGUUUCUCUGACAUAGGAAUUUACUUCUUUCCCUUGAAUGGAAAACACUUUAAAAAUAAUAACAACCAUUAUUAUAAACCAAUAUAUGUGAGAGUACUUAGUUGAAACAAAAAGGAGUUUUAGUACACAGUAUUAUACUACACAUGAAAAUCAAGGUGAAGUUUAUGCAACUUAAAAUGUUUACAAGCUGCCGUGCAAUCUAAUGUUUGUGAAUGUCCAAGUAUUAUGAGGAAAAGUGUCUAUACAAUUAUAGAGUUAUAUUUCCUCACAGGGUUCUUUACAAAGAGUGAAAGAUGUUUUUAUACCUCUUGGUUUCAGUUAGAGGCAUAUUUUGUGCCAUAUUUAUGUUAAUGUGCCUAUACAUGAUGAAUGAGUUAUUUCAGUCAUACAUUGCCUAAAUCAUAACUUUAAGAUGCUUGGGAAAGAAUCAACAGCUAAAAUUUCAGGAAGUUCUAAAGUCUGUGUUCCAAAAUACGUCACAUUAUUAGGAUGCAGGGAGAGAUGCAUGUGCGCUCCCUGGGGUGGGCAUUUCUAGUGACUAGACCAUCUCCAUUUUUAGCAUUUGGCAUCUUCAUGAUACUUUUAUACAUAUGACAUUAAUAGGAGAGCAGUAAUAAGAUUUUACAGAUGAAAUAACAGAUUUGCCUGCAGUCACUGAAAGAGUGCAAAUAUUGGGUUAUUGUGACUUCAACUGACUCUUCCAAAUUGUAUGAAUUUAUCAAUGUAUUAGAUAAACCCAGUUUCAGAAUGAUAAAGAAAAACUAUUAGACCAAAUAAUGUGGCUAAUUAACAGUGGUACAAUUUCUAGCCUGAGGGUUUAAAAUGGACUUAAGGUCCUGUUCUUGCCUUCUAUUUUGUGAACUUGCCGCUUUUGCAUUAUUUGAGUUCACUUGAAAGACAGUUACUUUAAGUCCAUUUUAAACCCUCGGGCUAGAAAUCGUACCACUGUUAAUUAGCCACCGUAUUUGGUCUAACAGUUUUUCUUUAUAAUUCUGAAACUGGGUUUACCUAAUACAUUUAUAAAUUAUUUCAAAGGAAUUUUUAUAGUUCAGAUCACUUCACUUUUACCCUGAUAAAUAUAAAUGACUAGGAAUGACCUUCAGAUAGCCUUUAGCACCUGUAACCAAUCUGACAAGAAUGUGUUCAUCAGGUACCUAUGGAUUAAAUCACACACUGGCAUAUUUAAGCUGAAUGUCAGUCUGGAAAAUGAAUGUACUAUAUUAACUGAAAUACCACUCUUUGUGUAGGUAUUCUGUCAUAUAUUUAAGAAAAAUUAAAUAGCAUGUAAAUCGUAUGACAAUAACUUAAGUCUUUCUUCAAAGUGCAUGCGGUCCUUUGCAAUACCUCAUUCAGCCAAGUAUUUGUUCUCUUCCUCAUUCAGUAUAAGGCAGCUUUCAAUUUGCUUAGAAGGCAAUAUUGGAAGGUUAGAGUUUAUCAGAAACAUAGAAUUUUAAAGUGUGAGUUCAACUGAAUAAAUUAGAAUUUCUGUAGAAGUAAAGAAUUAAAAUACCUAUUUAAAUAUUGCAAUAUAUAAUCAUUUUUAAAGUAUUUGAUUAAACCUGAUAGGUUUUUCCAGAAAUGAAAAAAAAUCAGUUCUAAAACCAAAGCUGAUAUUUAGAAAAUGUGAAAAUAUAAAUCAGCCCUAUCCAUAAUAUAGUUUCUCUAAAACUUUAUCUUAAAGAGUCGUUUUAAAAGAAUAUAACUAUUCAAAAAUGUAACUGCUAUCUUAAUGUUUUGAAAUAAGUUAAAACAUUUUAAAAUAUGAAUACUGUAGUUUAAAAGAAACUGGGGGAAGGAAAAGUAGAGAAAGAAAUGCCAAUUCCAAUGCAAAGCUUUAUUUGCCAAGUUUUCUUAGAAUGACUUUUACCAAUUUAUGAAUUCUUGUAAACAGAAUGUAUAAUGGAAAUACUGAAACACUGUUGCCUAAAGUGGCAUUAUUGGCUGCUACUGUGAUGCUACUGUAAUGUAAUAAAUUAUUAAAUUGUUGCAAA
Pan troglodytes (chimpanzee) is the source of this 5927-nucleotide messenger RNA. Its product is annotated as golgin subfamily A member 6A-like. Gene Ontology annotation, biological process: Golgi organization. The record is from RefSeq and is a predicted model, not a curated record. Gene Ontology annotation, molecular function: protein binding. The transcript has 17 exons. Lineage: Eukaryota; Metazoa; Chordata; Mammalia; Primates; Hominidae. Gene Ontology annotation, cellular component: Golgi cis cisterna; cis-Golgi network; Golgi apparatus. The coding region runs from base 1049 to 2767 and encodes 572 amino acids.